Messenger RNA from Chara braunii, 2530 nucleotides. Lineage: Eukaryota; Viridiplantae; Streptophyta; Charophyceae; Charales; Characeae. The record is from the annotation of a GenBank genome assembly.
AGAUUCAGGACGUCCUCGAUGAGCAGGAGGGGAGCGAGGGUGGGGUCGGUGAGGCGAGGAUGCGAGACGACGCAGUCGGAGGCCCUGACCUGCCAGGGGAGGAGGUAGUGAUGACGUCAAGAGGGGUUGGGCCAGCGGGUCACGCUGCGAGGGCGUCACGACCUGAGUUGGACCGCGCGAGGAGGGAGAAGAGGAAAGUGGGGGAGGAGGACGUCGACAUGCGGGACACGACGAGGGAGAAAAGGGCACGACAGACGACGAUCGAGGAGAUGUACGACAAGGAGAAGUUGGCCGAGUUCUCAGACGCGUGGCUGCAGUGGAUCUACGCGAACGGGUUGCCAUUCAACGCCUUCCGAGGGCCAGAGUUCCAGAGGGUUCGCCGGGCGGCGGAGAGAGUACCCCGCACAGUUCGGUUUCAGUUUCCCUCGUACAGGGUUACAACCGGUGCUGGGAUCCAUUUGCAGAGGAUGAAGGUAGCGUUGAUGAGCUGUACACGAGCGCAUGAUAAACAAGUGCUUAAUGGCGCGGAAAGCAAGCGGCAGGUCAGGUGUGGAGGCGAGUCUUUGGAACUCGGUAAUCCAGUCCUAACUGAGCAACGUGUUCUGAUGGAGCUUGUUGAGCUUGUCCAUCGCUUGCAGGUCGGGCGGCUCCACUUGGAAUCGCUUGUGCCAGGCGCCAGUCAACUCCUGCCAAGUGAGCUUGGUGUGCAGUUCCGACACUGCUACGCCGUGGCUGGUCAAGAUGUUGUCCAGCCAUGCUCGACACGCACCACCAGAUCGGUGGUACAAGCACGGAUGUCGAUCGUUGUUCGGGACAUGGUGCAUGUCGAGCCUGAGAGUAAACUGGCGCCACCACGGGAUCGGUUCCGUCUUGGACUAUUCGCAGAAGACGGGAAUGUCAUCCAGCUUGGGUGGGCGCCGGGAGGGUGCGGCGGCGGGCGUCACAGUGGCAUCAGCCUGGACCUGCGUCUCCAACUGCAAGUUCGUUGCUUACUGCGACGUCCGGAAGUCCUGAUGCACACGCUUGAUGUUGCUGACGUCAUCCUCCAAAACUUGCACACGGGUGGUAAGGGUGGAAGGCCCUGCGGCUGCUACAGUAGCUGGCUGUUUCUCCAACGCCUGCAGCCGUGCGAGCAUCUGGUCCACUGUCUGCUGCAGGUGAAGGAUUUCCUCCUGCUGCAGAGCGCAGGUGGCCACGAGGUCCGGGACGCGCUGGAGAGCAUGCUGCACGGCGAUGCGUGGGCACGCAUGUCGUGGGACCGUAGGCUUAUCGCCCAGGCGCAGUGGGUGCAACAGCAGAUCCGCGACGAGGAGUUGUGGCGUUGUGUUGACUAUUCCAUCCGCGUUAUGGCGCCCGUCCACCAGCUACUGAGGAGGAUGGAUAGGGGGGGGAUGAUGAUGUCCAUCGUGUAUGAGUGGAGUCAGCAUCUGCUCGAGUUGAUGAGGAGGGUGGAUGUGCCGGCGGACAUGGUCGAGCCGUGUGUGCGCGAGGUUGCCAUCUGCAACCUCCACAUGCUCGAGCCCGCACAUGCCGCGGCACACCUCCUCAACCCUCGUCAACGGUCCCUUCGAUAUUAUGAGUCGUUGCAGCCGACCAGUGACAACGACCGUGUGGUCGAGGAGUGCGACAGAUUUUUGCUCACGCAGACCGGCGACGAUCCGGUGGGCAGACUGUACAGGACCAUGCGAGACCAGAUGAGGCAUUUCCACUUGCGCCGGGGAGAUUGGGGAGAUCGGCAGCUGUCUGAUGCCGAGGCGGACGAUUGUCGGGGGGACCGCGAGACCGAGCGUUGUGCGACGUGGUGGUUUGCUCACGGUCGUUUUCACCCUGAGUUGCGUACCAUCGCCAUCCGUGUCAUGCACUUGUGGACGUUUGCCUCUCCUGCGGAGAGGAAUUGGGCGCAGCACGAGCGCAUCAACACGGCGAGGCACAACAAGCUUGGGUUUGCCAACCGAGCACAGCUGGUUGAGAUUGCCACCAAUCUCAAACUGGCCGCGUGCACGCAGCAGGGUGGUGGCUACGUGUUGUCGUGGGUUAUGGGGACCGGUCGGGAGGGGACGGCGGGAGGGGAGGAGGAUGACGAGGGAGACGUGAAGCCCGAGGUGUGGGGAGCGCGACCUGCUGACAGUGUUAGCGAGCAGGACAUCAAGCGCCAGGUCAUCGCUUUUCAUGCCUGCCGACUGUCCAGAUCCGACCCGGUUGAGGACGUGUUCGGCAAGAGGGCGACAGAGCUACGGCCGUGGACGGAGUACACUGUAGGGGCUGACGACACUCCGGACGCUGAUGCGGACGACGACACGUCCGACGACCAGUGGACGGACGAUGAUGACGCGGCCAUCAGAGGCGACGCGAUGGCGGAGCGGGUGUAUUUCACUUACGGUGGAGGACCUGACGGCAUGGCUCCACACACAUCCGUCAUCACUGACGAUGUGCCGUCGGGUGGACAGGCCAGUGGCACCGGCAGAGGAAGGGGUCGUCGUCGAUGACGUCCGCGUGGCGACGAGGACGUCGAGGAGCAGGAGCCACUUCG